UCGACAUUCAUUGACAAUUGAGAUGGAAAAAAGGAAUCCUAACAUGACUUUUGUCAGUGGAGCUAUGGAUCGCACAUUUUCCUUGCGAAGGAAAGAAAUAGUUGAACAGGAACCCCAUGUUAACUUGGUGAAAAACAGAUGGCCAGCUCUCUUCCUGGAGCAUCAGGUGAACUGUGAAUUUCAGAGAAUAACAAUGGUUUACCUCAAGAGAACAUUCCUGGAUGCUGUUGAGAGACACACCCCCAAACUCCUUCAGAUGUUUAGAAGAAGAAGAGCAUAUUUUGGUGAAGAGAUGCAGACACUUCUGGACUCAUUGGAUAAGCAGACAUCAGACAUUUCCAUGCACAGAAGAACCGUGGCACUCAGAGGCCUUCCUUUGUUUCUGAGAGACCAUGGAGCAGAGAAGAUUUUAAGAACAUGCUUGAACACUGAUCCUGAAGAAGGCUACACCAAAGAUGUGAAGAUGGCCAUCAUGACUGUGGUUGAAGAUGAUGUAGGGGCCUCUGCUUCCUUACCACAUGUUGAAGAUCAUGCCAUCAUACUAGAGGAGAUUGUGGUAAUGCACAACAUCUGUGAUUUGCCAAAUGCAUUUGCACUUUUUUUUGGCCUCUUGUACGCACUCAAUUUCCAGUACCCAAAAGAGUUGAAAUACACGUGUGAGGUGAUUCAGAAAGUUUUCCUUGGACUUGGUGAUGAUUGCUCAGCAAGAGUUCAGUCAUUCAAAAAUAAGCUCUUGCAGUAAACAACAUGCCGAUGCAAUAUGUAAUGGUACAUUUUAGAGAUGUUUCAAAGAAAGUUUUAAAGGAAGUUUAAAGAUGUGUUGACAUUAGAAUUAUGUUCAGUUUUGCUGCAAUACCUGUUUGACAGCCACAUGUAAAAUUUGCUUUGAGUGUUACAACCCAAUGGACAUAAGCAGAGUUUAUGGUACUGCAUUGACUGCAUUUGCAAAAACCUUCGAAAAUAAUAAUUUAGUUAUUCAUCUAAAAUCUACUGCGGAUGUUAAAAAACAGCAGAACAUUCCAAGGGCUCUUAGUGGUUGCCUACUUUGAUUAUUUUGUGUUUCAAGUGGUCUGUCUGAAUUACUUUUUUGUUUUGUUUUACUACAUUUGACAAAAAUGUUUGAGAGUUGGUGUGUUUUUCAGCUGUACAAUCAAUACCUUUUCAUACAUAAUUUGCUAACAUCUGUUACAAAC
This is a messenger RNA of Sardina pilchardus (European sardine), 1193 nucleotides long. RefSeq lists its product as uncharacterized. NCBI's taxonomy places the organism in Eukaryota, Metazoa, Chordata, Actinopteri, Clupeiformes, Clupeidae. The transcript has 4 exons. The coding region runs from base 23 to 742 and encodes 239 amino acids. The record is from RefSeq and is a predicted model, not a curated record.